CUAUUUUCUCGUGAAGAACAAGCGCCAGGAGCGUUUUCUCUCUCACAUUCAUCACCACACCCCCCCACUCCUCUCUCUCUAAAAAAAAACUCAAAGCCCAUUUCAUUUCUCUCUCUAUAAAAACCACAAUUCAAAACACUCAAAAAAAAAAAAAUCAUGAAUAAUCAGUCUGAGCCAGAAAAUAACAGUGUUAUUAUGGAAUCAGUAAUAUUACCACCAAAGCUCUCUCUCUUCUCACUCCCCAACCAACUCCCGGAGCCGUCGGGCGGCUCGGCUUCACCGCCGCGGCGAGUCUCGGCUUCGGUUCCUUUCCAGUGGGAAGAAGCGCCUGGGAAGCCGAGAGCCGAGCCGAGUCGUCAAGGUGGUGCAGAUCAAGAGGAGGAGGAAAGAAGUUUAAUGAUGAAAUCGUUGGAGCUUCCUCCAAGGUUGUUGGGUGAAGUUAAAUUUACGAAUAUGACCUCGUCAUCGCCUACUACGGUGCUUUAUGGGCCUGAAGUGGGCCGGUCUCUUUCGUUCACGUUCUCGUUUCGAAGCCCAACUGGUGAUCAGAAACUGAGCAGAGAUAGAGUUGGGUAUUUUGGGUCUUCAAGGUGGGGAAGUUUUAGAAAGAAUAAUAAUAAUAACAAUAAGGUACCACCUGUAGUCGUUGGGGGUAGUUUCGACAUUUCACCUAAGGAGUUUUAUCAUCAUCAUCAUCAACAUGGUAUUACUACUACUUCUAGUAAUAAUACUAAUCAUGAUUAUAAUGGAAAAGUCAAGAUUAGUAGAAUUAGAAGAAGAGGCAGCCUUUCGAGUUUUUCUAACGCAAAGUCACAUUUGUUGGCAAGCAUUUAUGAAAGUUUUAAGCAAGUGGUCCCAUGGAGACGCAAGCAAGAAAAACAGAGAAAAAUGGGCUCUUCAUCAUAAUAAAUAUGUAUCUAUAUAUCUAUAUCUAUAUAUAUAUAAUGUAUUAAAUAAUCAUACUAGUAGUCUUGGUCGAUCUUCUUGAUUGUGGUUUCAUUGACUUUUCUAUAUAAGCUUCAACUUUUCUUUAUUUUUCCUUUCAUGAUUUUGUAUAUAGCUGGAAAACAUAUUUCUAAUAUAGUAUAUCAUGAUAUGAUUAGAAAAGCUUCUAUUUGA
Molecule: messenger RNA, 1119 nt
Organism: Cannabis sativa
Lineage: Eukaryota; Viridiplantae; Streptophyta; Magnoliopsida; Rosales; Cannabaceae
Exons: 2
Coding region: 157-906 (249 amino acids)
Source: RefSeq, a predicted model, not a curated record